AGCAGCGAGACAACAUCAAUCAAUCAAGCAAGACUUUUUCGAAGAGCUGCUCGCUCGCCACGAGUCUAGGAAAUAACUUUUUUUGAUUCCACGAUUUUGUUCCUCUCCAUGAUCGAGCUCUCAAGCAUUCAAGAAUCCAGCUGCCUUAGCAAGCAAAAGUAAUAGUCAAAAGCACGGACCCUUGCGCAUGAUAAGUUUGACGGAAAAAUCAAAUCUUAGGACCCAGUGGAAUAUGCUAGUAGAAUCUUCUUCUUUUUUUUCAAAAUGCCCUAAUUAGGGCGCGCCUAGCGCCCAGCGCCGAGAAUGGAGGCGCGGGCCGUGGCGCCGGGCAUCCAGCUCCUCCGGGCGCGCCGCGCCUCCAAUUUCAGCCUCGGAUUCUACAAGGCAUCGGUUCUAGGGAUCACAUUCCUCGCCUACGCCGGCUAUCACGCCGCGCGCAAGCCGAUCAGCAUCGUCAAGGCCGUGCUCCAUCCGGAGUACUCGGAUCCAGGCUUCGCGGUGAGCCCGAGCUCCAAUCUCUCCCCGUCCAGCAGCAUCGAUCCAGGAAAUGCCCGGGAGGGGUGGAGUCCCUUCGUAGGGAGUCGAGGUAAAGCCAGGCUCGGGAUUAUAGAUGUAGCUUUUCUAGCUUCUUACGCUAUAGGAAUGUACUUCGCGGGUCAUCUGGGUGAUCGUCUCAACCUCCGGUUUUUUCUUUCGGCUGGCAUGGCGGGCAGCGGGGCAUUCUCGUGCCUGUUUGGGAUGGCUUACUGGUGGAAGGUCCAUUCUCUAGGCUACUUCAUACUCGUCCAGAUGGUAGCGGGGGUCUUUCAAUCCACAGGGUGGCCGUCGGUGGUGACCAUUGUCGCGAAGUGGUUUGACAAGAGCAAGCGGGGAUUGAUCAUGGGGAUCUGGAACUGUCACACCUCGGCUGGAAACAUCGUCGGCUCGCUGCUCGCGGCGGAGAUGCUGCAGUAUGGCUGGGGGUGGUCGUUUGUAGCUCCCGGUUUUCUCAUGGCUAUGGCGGCUUUGGUGGUUUUCUUCUUCCUGGCAGUGGAUCCGGAAGAGGUUGAUAUGUCGUCUUCGAUGGCGAGUGUUGGUGGUGGUGGUGGUGGUGCGAGUACGUCGGGGCAAGCAGCGGCGACUGAGCUGAUAAUGCUGAGGCAACCGCAGAGCAUGGGUGGGAAGUUCCAUUCGGUCAUGAUCGACGGGAGCUCGUUACAGGGCCUGGAUAUAAAUGGCGACGGUGAGGAGUUUAGGGAGGUUUCUCUCGCGCCAGGGACGAGGAACGACUCGGCUGUGGGGUUUUUUGAUGCCUGGAUGAUUCCAGGCGUUGCACAGUUCGCACUGUGCCUGUUCUUCUCCAAGCUGGUGGCUUAUACGUUCCUCUACUGGCUUCCGUUCUACAUAAGGCAUACUAAGAUCGCUGGCAACUAUCUCUCCGAUGGAAUGUCGGGUCGAUUGUCCACACUUUUCGACGUGGGAGGUAUGUUUGGAGGCGUUGCUGCUGGCUACAUUUCGGAUCAACUCAACGCGAAAGCAACCACGGCGGCAACUUUUCUCUACGUUGCCGUCCCAGCGCUGGUUCUGUAUCGCGUCUAUGGCAGCUCGUCUCUAGCCGGCAACGUCGUGCUCAUGGUCUUCCUGGGAGCUUUCAUCAACGGGCCGUAUGCUCUCAUCACCACAGCCGUGUCCGCGGACCUUGGCACUCACAGCUCGCUCAGUGGAAGCUCCAAGGCUCUGGCAACCGUGACCGCUAUCAUCGAUGGCACGGGCUCCGUCGGUGCUGCUAUUGGGCCGCUGCUAACGGGAUUCGUGUCGGAGAAAGGAUGGGACGCAGUGUUUGGGAUGCUCAUCACCUCGGUGCUCAUCGCUGCGCUGCUGCUCAGCAAGCUCGUCUACACGGAGCUCACUGUAAAGUUUGCGAGCGCAAACGCCGCUCCUUUCCAGCCGCUUGGCGACGAUCAGAAUCAAUUCUACUGACUUAGAGCUGUGACAAGCACAAGAACAAAGCGAUAGGAUUUUUCUCUGCUUGUAGUUCAUGGUUGAGUUAUCAAAUGCUUUAUGACAAAAUAUUCCGCCAACCAUGCGUCCUUGCAGAAAAGUGGCUUCGAAGGGAAGCAUUAGGCUUAUAACAGAUCACAAGUAAAUUCUUUUGCAACAUCAAAAAGAUCUACCAUGGAAAGGUAUGAAGGUUUCUAGUUUGCAUGUUAUCUAGGAAAUUCUUUUUUUUUUUGUAUAGUUAUCUUUAAACUCUAUAGAGGUGUUAUUAAAACUCACAAAACAUAGAAAUGUUUUUAAGUAAUUUAGAAUGCAAUUAAAAUUUGA
Selaginella moellendorffii is the source of this 2304-nucleotide messenger RNA. RefSeq names its product putative glycerol-3-phosphate transporter 1. Lineage: Eukaryota; Viridiplantae; Streptophyta; Lycopodiopsida; Selaginellales; Selaginellaceae. Gene Ontology annotation, molecular function: transmembrane transporter activity. Gene Ontology annotation, biological process: transmembrane transport; phosphate ion homeostasis. The coding region runs from base 304 to 1959 and encodes 551 amino acids. The transcript has 4 exons. Gene Ontology annotation, cellular component: membrane. The record is from RefSeq and is a predicted model, not a curated record.